CCAUUUGAUACAGAUUCUACUCGAUUUAAACCGACUCUUCCCUCCCUCCCUCACAAGCGAAGUCGCUACAUUCCCUCAAUUCCAUAAACCGUAAUCCAAAACCCUAAUCGCGACAGAGAUUCUCAGAGAGAGAGAGAGAGAGAGAGAGAGAGGGGGAAGGGUGAAGCGGAAUAACCCAGGAAAUCGGCUGUUUUCUCUUUUCAGGGUUCAGUAUCUGCAUGUUGUUUUGCCGUGUAGAGAAAAAAUGGCAUUAGAGAUUACCGAGUACCUACUGGCUGCUCAAUCGCCAGAUGCGGGAGUUCGAACCCAUGCAAUGACUCUCUUCUCUCAGCUUGUUGAUCUAAACCCACCCGCAAUUUUGCUGUCGUUAUCCGUUGAGCUCUCGAAUGACGCGAAAUCUACCGAGUCUCGUAAAAUCGCCGGCGUUCUCCUCAAGAACUUACUGGAUUUUAAAUGGGCUGCAAUCGACGUUUCUACGAAAUCCCGUAUAAAAAGCUCUGUUCUGCACACCCUUGGAUCUUGUAUUAGCGAGGCUAGUGAUAUAGCUUCUCAGGUAGUGGCUAAGAUAGCUUCUAUCGAGAUUCCAGGAAAAGAAUGGCCGGAACUUGUUGGAUCGUUAAUUACCAAUAUGACCCUGGUAGAUACACCGGUGUAUCUGAAGGAAGCUACUUUGGAUACAAUUGUUCGUCUAUGCCUGGAGAUAUUUGAGCCGAACUCGUCGCUGCUCACACCUUACGUUUCGGAUCUAUUGAACGGUUUGAUUUUAAUGGCUGAACGAACGGCUGGUGUUAACUGUUAUGAACUCAGAUUUUCCACGUACGAAACGUUGAAUAUGGUUGUUAGGUGUUGUAACCUUUCGGAGACGUCUCGUAUUAUUGCCGAGCUCCUCCCGGCUUUCGUAUCUAAGUUGGAACAAACUUUAUUUCUUCGAGUUGUAUCUUUCGACGACAGGGUAAUUCUGGAAGAGUUACGAGCCUGUCUGUUUGGUGUGCUUCAGGUCGUAAUUCAAAAACUAAGCGCGGCUAUCGAAACUAGGCCCGUAGUUGGGCAGGUAGCCGACCGAAUCGUGUUGGUUUUCUUGAAUUUGUUUGGUAGCGGUAGUUGUACUGCCGACCAAGAAGCCAUGCUGACAAUUGGUGCACUGGUGUAUGCAAUGGGGCUAGGGUUCGAAAAGUACAUGCAAGGGCUGAUAAAGUGUAUAGAGACGGGCUUACAGAAUAUCGACGAGUACGAGGUUUGUGCCAUCACAGUCGGAGUUGUGGGCGACAUCUGCCGCGCGUUGGAUGACAAGUUCUUGCCGUACUGUGAUGUCAUCAUGAUUCAUCUCAUCAGGGAUAUAUCCAACGCUGGACUUCACCGGUCGAUUAUACCUCUCGUAUUCUCCUGCUUUGGGGACAUUGCGUUAGCAAUUGGCGAACACUUUGAUAAGUACGUGACUUGUGCUUUGCCGAUUAUGGAAAGUGCUUCACGAGUGUGUGCUGAGGUGGACAACAUCACUGACAAGGAGAUGGUAGGCUACUGCAAUCAGCUAAAGCGCAGUAUUUUCGAAGCGUAUUCGGGUAUUCUUCAGGGGUUUAAGAAGAGUUCCAAGAUGGAUCGAGUAAUGUUACCCUAUGCUCCUCAUCUCGUUUGGUUUAUAGAAUCGGUUGCCAAAGACAAUCAGAGGGAUAAGGGUGUAACAAAGGCAUCGGUGGAAGUUUUGGGCGACCUUGCGGAUGCACUUGGUUCGAACGUAGAAAUGUUGUUGAAAGAUUGUAAGUUUUGUACAGAGUUAAUAGGUGAAUGCCUUCAGUCAGACGAUGAAGAUUUGAAACGAGCUGCUACGUGGACAAAGGGGAUGAUUGGUCGUCCUUUUUCUGUCCGUGUCUAA
Erythranthe guttata (spotted monkey flower) is the source of this 1870-nucleotide messenger RNA. The record is from RefSeq and is a predicted model, not a curated record. Lineage: Eukaryota; Viridiplantae; Streptophyta; Magnoliopsida; Lamiales; Phrymaceae.